Diplodia corticola is the source of this 1920-nucleotide messenger RNA. Its product is annotated as d-3-phosphoglycerate dehydrogenase. Bases 1 to 1920 code for a protein of 639 amino acids. Gene Ontology annotation, molecular function: NAD binding; phosphoglycerate dehydrogenase activity. NCBI's taxonomy places the organism in Eukaryota, Fungi, Ascomycota, Dothideomycetes, Botryosphaeriales, Botryosphaeriaceae. The record is from RefSeq and is a predicted model, not a curated record. The transcript is spliced from 4 exons. Gene Ontology annotation, biological process: L-serine biosynthetic process.
AUGCCUAUGCCGACGCUGCCUUCAAACGGUGCGGAGACGCCCCGUCCCAAAAUCCUGGUUCCCGAAAAGCUCUCUCCAGACGGACUUGCCCUGCUUCAAGAGAACUUCGAGGUGCACGAACGGAAGGGCUUGUCUCCAGAUCAGCUCAAAGAGAUAAUCCCGGAUUACCAAGCUUUGAUCGUGCGCUCCGAGACGAAGGUCACCGCCGAUCUGUUGUCAGUUGCAACAAAGCUCAAGGUUGUUGCCAGGGCUGGCGUUGGUGUUGACAAUGUAGACGUUGAAAGCGCAACGAAGCAUGGUGUCAUCGUCGUCAACAGCCCGAGCGGCAAUAUUGGUGCCGCUGCGGAGCAUACCAUUGCCUUGAUGAUGGCCGUGGCUCGUAAUAUCGGUGAUGCUUGCGCAAGCCUUAAGGCGGGCAAGUGGGAACGCAGCAGACUUGUUGGUAUCGAACUGAAGGGCAAGACUCUAGCUAUCGUAGGAGCGGGCAAAGUUGGAAUUACCGUUGCCCGGAUCGCCAACGGGUUUGGCAUGAAGGUCAUAGCCUACGAUCCAUACGCCAAUGCUCAGAUAGCAGCGGCGGCAUCCGUCGAGCUCAAGGACAGCUUGGAUGAGCUGCUCACUGCUGCCGACUUCUUCACCAUCCACACGCCUCUGAUAGCCUCGACCAAGGGAAUGAUCGGCACGAAGGAGCUUUCCAGGAUGAAGCCCACCGCACGUCUCCUGAACGUCGCCCGCGGCGGCGUCAUCGACGAAGCGGCGCUGCUCUCAGCCCUCGAAGCCGGCACCGUUGCCGGCGCAGCCAUCGACGUCUUCACCACCGAACCGCCUGCACCAGGCUCUCCAGCAGCCCAGCUAGUCGCGCACCCAAAGGUGGUCGCGACGCCGCAUCUCGGCGCCUCAACAGUCGAAGCCCAAGAAAACGUCUCCAUCGACGUGUGCGAACAAGUCACGGCCAUCCUCGCCGGCGACCUCCCCCGCAGCGCCGUCAACGCGCCCCUCAUCCUUCCGGAGGAAUACCGCACCCUCCAGCCCUUCGUCACGCUCGUCGAGAGGAUGGGGUCUCUGUACACGCAGCACUACAGCGCGCAGCAACGCCGCCACCACGCCUCGUCGUCGUCGUCGUCAUCCUUCCGCACCACCUUCGAGCUCACCUACCACGGCCACCUCGCGACGCUCAACACCACCAAACCCCUCUUCGCCGCCCUCAUCAAGGGCCUCCUCGGCCCCAUCACCGAACAAGGCAGCGGCGGCCCCAACGUCAACAUCGUCAACGCCGAGCUCGUCGCCAAGGAACGCGGCAUCCUGAUCAACGAGCGCCGCGCCCGCGCCGACGACGACGAAGGCGAAGCGAGCUCCGGCUUCGCCAGCAGCAUCACCCUGCGCGCGCGGCCCUCGCGCCGCGCCUCGUCCGUGUCCCACAGCGGCGGCGUGAGGCCGAGCUUCACGCGCGGCAAUACGGGCGGUGGGGGGCAGCAGCAGCAGCAGCAGCAUCGCAGAGCUGACAGCGCCAUCACCGACGAGCCGGGAUCAGACGCGGUCGGUGCCGACGACCAAGUCAUCCAGGGCUUCGUGUCGGCGAACACGCCGCACAUCUCGCGCCUCGACCGCUUCGCGACGGCGGCGAACUUCGUGCCCAAGGGGACCAUGCUGAUCUGUCGCAAUUUCGACAGUUGCGGCAAGAUUGGCUUCGUGGGGAACAGGCUCGGCGCUGCCGGGGUCAAUAUAUCGAGCAUGAUCGUCGCGCCGUUGGUGCAGCAGCAGGAGGGAGAGAAGAAGGGAGGGGCGGGGGAGGGUGGAGGGGAGGAGGCGGCGAGUGAGGCGUUGAUGAUUUUGGGCGUGGAUGGGCCGGUGGGGGAGGAGGUGGUGAGGAGUUUGAUUGGGGGCGAGGGCGUGUUGGAGGCGAGUGUUGUGACGUUUUGA